AUAAGAUUUGUCUAUAAAAUCGUAGGUCGUGUGCCUACAGGUUUUCAGUAGUUUGUUAGCAGCAAAAUGAAUACCUUAAACAGUGUGCGAUGCCGUGUGAUUGCCACAGGCUCUUUUCAAUCUCUGAGAUCAGCGUCAGCUUUGGCCCAGACUGAGGCCAGAGCCAAUGUAUCAGAGGAAUUGAAAGCAUUUAACGAGAUUCCACGUCCGAGUAAACUAAAGUUCAUGAGGGCCUUUAUGCCCGGUGGUGAAUUCUACGAUGCCUCCAUUACGGAAUAUACUACAACGAUGCGAAAGCGAUAUGGUGACAUCUUUAUAAUGCCGGGAAUGUUUGGUCGCAAGGAUUGGGUGACCACAUUUAAUACGAAGGAUAUAGAGAUGGUUUUCCGCAACGAGGGAAUUUGGCCACAUCGCGAUGGCUUGGACUCGAUUGUAUAUUUCCGUCAACAUGUUCGGCCCGAUGUUUAUGGAGAGGUGCAGGGUUUGGUGGCAGCACAAGAUGAAGCUUGGGGCAAGCUCCGAUCAGCUAUAAAUCCCAUCUUUAUGCAACCCAGAGGCUUAAGAAUGUAUUACGAACCUUUGUCGAACAUUAAUAACGAGUUUAUAGAAAGAAUCAAAGAAAUACGUGAUCCCAAAACCUUGGAAGUGCCGGAGAAUUUCAUGGAUGAAGUUACUCGAAUGAUUUUUGAGUCCUUGGCCCUAGUGGCCUUCGAUCGGCAAAUGGGUAUGAUCAGAAAGAACCGGGAUAAUCCCGAUGCCAUGACCCUUUUCCAGACCACAAGGGAUAUCUUCCGGUUGACCUUCAGCUUGGAUUUUCAACCUUCGAUGUGGAAGAUCAUCUCCACGCCCACAUACAGAAAAAUGAAGAGGACUUUGAAUGACAGUUUGGAUGUGGCCCAGAAAAUGCUCAGGGAAAACCAGGAGGAGCUGGAAAAGCGACGCAAGGCGGGUGAACAUAUCAAUAGUAACAGUAUGCUGGAACGAUUGAUGGAAAUCAAUCCCAAAAUAGCCGUGAUUAUGAGUUUGGACAUUUUAUUCGCUGGAGUGGAUGCCACUGCCACACUUCUCUCUGCCGUUCUGUUGUGCUUAUCCAAGCACCCGGAGAAGCAGCUGAAACUGCGGGAGGAGCUGCUGAGGAUUAUGCCCACGAAGGAUACUCUACUCAAUGAGGAGACCAUGAAGGAUAUGCCCUAUUUGAGGGCAGUGAUUAAGGAGACAUUACGCUACUAUCCCAAUGGCUUGGGAACCCUGAGAACCUGUCCAAAUGAUGUGGUGCUAUCGGGUUAUAAUGUGCCCAAGGGAACUACUAUCCUGAUGGGUGCCAAUGUCCUUAUGAAGGACCCCGCCUACUAUCCACGUCCCGAUGAAUUCCUGCCCGAACGCUGGCUAAGAGAUCCCGAGACUAACAAGAAGAUGCAGGUCAGUCCCUUCACCUAUCUGCCGUUUGGUUUUGGUCCUCGAAUGUGCAUUGGCAAAAGGGUCGUGGAUCUGGAGGUGGAGACCAGUGUGGCCAAGCUGAUCAGGAACUUUCAAGUGGAGUUCAAUAGGGAUGACAGCAGGCCCUUCAAGACGAUGUUUGUCAUGGAGCCGGCCAUAAACUUCCCCUUCAAGUUCACCGAUAUUGAACAGUAAAACCAAGGAGUAUAGAAUUAUAUAAAAGUCUUCGGUAAAACUCUGUAUAUUCUUUACGUUGUGUUGUGCAAUAAGUUCCUUAUAGCUGUAGUUUGACAUGUUGUCAAUAAUAACGUGUUUUUUAGAAAAUUGUCA
This is a messenger RNA of Drosophila serrata, 1767 nucleotides long. RefSeq names its product putative cytochrome P450 12d1 proximal, mitochondrial. NCBI's taxonomy places the organism in Eukaryota, Metazoa, Arthropoda, Insecta, Diptera, Drosophilidae. Gene Ontology annotation, molecular function: monooxygenase activity; oxidoreductase activity, acting on paired donors, with incorporation or reduction of molecular oxygen; iron ion binding. The record is from RefSeq and is a predicted model, not a curated record.